Molecule: messenger RNA, 621 nt
Organism: Rangifer tarandus platyrhynchus (Svalbard reindeer)
Lineage: Eukaryota; Metazoa; Chordata; Mammalia; Artiodactyla; Cervidae
Source: the annotation of a GenBank genome assembly
AUGCUUCCUCCUGCCAUUCAUUUCUCUCUCAUUCCCCUUGCAUGCAUCCUAAUGAAAAGCUGUUUGGCUUUUAAAAAUGAUGCCACAGAAAUCCUUUAUUCACAUGUGGUUAAACCUGUUCCAGCACACCCCAGCAGCAACAGCACAAUGAAUCAAGCCAGAAAUGGAGGCAGGCAUUUCAAUAACGCUGGACUGGAUCGGAACACUCGAGUUCAAGUAGGCUGCCGAGAACUGCGUUCCACCAAAUACAUCUCGGACGGCCAGUGCACCAGCAUCAGCCCUCUGAAAGAGUUGGUGUGUGCGGGCGAGUGCUUGCCCCUGCCUGUGCUGCCUAACUGGAUCGGAGGGGGCUACGGAACGAAGUACUGGAGCCGGAGGAGCUCCCAGGAGUGGAGGUGUGUCAAUGACAAGACGCGCACCCAGCGAAUCCAGCUGCAGUGCCAGGACGGCAGCACGCGCACCUACAAAAUCACCGUGGUCACCGCCUGCAAGUGCAAAAGAUACACGCGGCAGCACAACGAGUCCAGCCACAACUUCGAGAGCCCGGCGCCGGCCAAGCCGGCCCAGCACCCCCGCGAGCGCAAGCGGGCUGGCAGACCCAGCAAACACGGCCUGAGCUAG